CCGUGGACGAGAUACAGUAGCACAGUAUUUUACCAGAGAUUGGUGUCCAUUCACUGUAAUUUUCCGGAGGGGAUAGGCGGAGAUGGCGGCCGUUCUGCUGCAGGUUUUGGAGCGGACGGAGCUGAACAAACUUCCGAAAGGCGCCCAGAAUAAGCUGGAGAAGUUUGUAACGGAGCUGCAGAAUGCUAACGAGGCGCUCAGGACGCAGCACGAGCGGUUCAAAGCAGACAGUGAGCAGCAGUACUUUGACAUUGAGAAGCGACUGGUGGAGAGUCAGGAACAGAUCCUGUCUGCCACCAAAGACUUGCAGGCCCUGAGGGAGGAAAAUAAAAAACUCAAUGAAGAGCUGAAUACUCUCAAAGGAAUAGAAGGAGAGACCUUUGAAAAUAAAACACCACAACAGCAAACAAAGGCCAAGUAUGAGAUUGAGGCAGAGAAGAGAGAGCUGGCGAGGCUGCUGGAGAAGAGAACGCAGGAGGUGGAGAACCUUACUGAGGACGUGAACCGUCUAAACGAGAAGCUGUCAGAGACGAACAAAGUCAAAGUGGAUCUCCAGUUAAAACUGGAUGACAUACAGUCAUCUGCAGCCUCUGUACAGCACCGGGAGAAGCGUAUGGAGCAGGAGAAGGAGUUACUUGAGAAGAAGAUCGAGUGGCUUACUACAGAACUGAAGACCAAAACUGAAGAACUGCUGAACACUAACAGAGACAAGGGCAAAGAGAUACUAGAGCUGCAGGGUAGUGUGAAAGAGAGCAAGGAGCAGGUGGCCAGACUGGAAAGUCAGCUCACUUCUGUGAAGGAAACCAGUGAAAGCCAGAGUAAACGAGCUGAAGACCUUAACAACCAACUGAAACAGGCUAAAGAUGAGCGGAGUGCCAUGGAGGAGAAAUACCGCAAUGAACUCAACGCUCAUGUCAAGUUGUCUUCACUCUACAAGGAGGCAGCAACAGACAUGGAGACCAAGAACCAAGAGCUGUCCAGAGCGGUGGAAGAACUCAGUAAACUGGUCAAGGAAACCGGGGAAGCCAAUAAAGCUCUUGAGAAGAAGGUUUCUGAGGGAGAAGAAGUCAAGAUACGGCUCGAGGCAGAGCUUAGAGAGAAGGUCAAGAAAAUGGAGAAAGAGCUGGAAAACGCUACAACGAAGGCAGCAGGCAAACACUGCUGUGAGCCCUCUCUGACUGAGGAGCAGUUGGACUACAUGUGUCCAUCAGCAGCUGCCAUUGCUGCGAUUGUAAAGCCUGGCAUGAAGUUCUUUGAUCUGUAUAAUGCGUAUGCAGAGUGUCAGACACAGCUUCAGCUUGAGAAACAGGAGACCAGGAGAGUGAGCAGGGUGCUGGAUGAGAUCGUCCAGGAAGUCGAGUCCAAAGCUCCUGUCCUGAAGCGUCAGAGAGAGGAGUAUGAGAGCAUGCAGAGAUCCAUGGCCUCGCUGUGCAACAAGCUGGAACAGGCUCGAACGGAGAUCUACAGUUUGCAGAAAGAGAAAGAUGAGGCCAAGCAGCGCUGUGAAGCCCUGGAGAGAGACAAAGUGAGGGCGGAGAGACAGCUAGAGGACACAUCUGCGCAGGUGUGUGCUCUUCUGGUGGAGCUGGAGGAAGCCAGAGGUAAUCAGGUGACCAAGGAAGACGACAGCUCCGCCAACAUUUCCAGCACCUCUGAGGUCGUCAGCUCGCGCCAGUUGUCUUUCCGCAGUGUGGAGGAGUUACAACGGCAGAACCAAAGCCUGCUGGGAAGACUGAGGGAGCUGGAGCAGGAGAAGGACAGAGAGCAGACCCAUGUAACAUCAGUACGUGUAUCAGAGCUGGAGGCCAGUGUGGAUAAACUUCAGAAGGAGGUGGAGCAGCUGAGAGAGCAGAGGAACCAGCUGAAACAGCUGGCUGACUCCAACGCCAGACAGAGAGACAUGUACAAGGCCCUGUUGACACACAGCACCGGCUUCAGCCUGCCUCCUCAAGGUCCAGAUUCUUCAUCCCACACUGCACAGGUUCGUCCUUCGGCCCCAGGCACUCGCUCCACUCCACAGAGAGCCGCUGCUGCCGAGUCAGCACAGACUGCUCAGGCUAAAGCUGCUUUAAAACAGAUCAGCGAUGCCUUCAGUCUGUACAAAAAGGAGAAAGCAGAGAAUGACAGGAUGUUGAAUGAAACCAACGACAGGCUGCAGAGACAGCUCACAGAGCUCAACUCCAGCCACGCCAAGCUGACUUCUCAGCUGGAGUUCAGCAACAAGAGGUAUGAGAUACUCCAGGAGACUGUAUCAGCCUACCGCAGGGAGAUCUCUGCCCUUCAGGACAGGAACCAAAAAAUGGCUGCAAUGGCCCCACGACAUGAGCACAUCAUCCACACGAUGAGCCAGGACCUGCGACAGGCUAACGAAAAACUGGCCCUGGAAGAGGUGCGCGUAGAGAACUUGACCAAAGAGAGAGACAUGUUAAGACAAGCAGAGAGUCGACUGACUCGAGAGAAGGAAGCCAUCCUGGCUGAGCAGCGUAACCAGAACCUGCUUCUCACCAACCUCAAGACUAUACAGUUGACUAUGGAGCGGACAGAGACAGAUACCCGCCAGCGGCUGAACAACAAGAUAGAACAUCUGGAGGCAGAACUGGCUUCUAUGAAGACCAGGCUGGACCAAGAAGUAGCACAGAGACAUGCCCUCGGACGCACAAUGGACGCUCAGCUGUUAGAAGCGAAGAAGCAGCUGGAGACUCAGAACAUCUUGCAGCAGAAGACCAGGGAGUUGCUGCGUAGCUCUGAACAGCAGGUGGCUACGCUGAAAACCCAGCUGGCUUCUGCUUCAUCCUCUGAGGCUGUUUCCAGCUCCAGCAACACCACCACCCCAGCUACCAGAGCCACACCAGGCCUCAGAGCACCUCUGAGAGUGCGCACUCAGGGGCCAGCAGCCAGCCAGCAGUCCAGCCCGUCCGAGCAGGAGCUUGCAGAGGUGAAAGGUCUCCUGCAUACAGCUGAGGAACAGAACAGUGAGCUAGCAGAGCAGCUGAAGAAUGCGAAUGCUACUGUAGAGCAGUACAGAGCUGUGGUACUGACUCUGGAGGACAGUCUGAAGAAAGAGAAGGAGUCGCGCUCCCCCCUUGAGCUCCGACUGAAGGAGUCGGAGGAGGUGCAGAAGCAGCUGGAGAAGAGGAUUGUAGAGGUGGAGAAGAUGAAGCAGCAGGAGCAAGAAGAGAGGAGGAAGGCUGUGGAUGCGGUGGAGAAACAAGUGUGUGAGCUGCAGCGCAGUCUGAAGGUCAGUCGGACCGAGCAGCAGGAGGCGCUGGAGAGAGCAGCUGCUUCUCUUACACAGGAGCAGAAGGCCGUGCAGGACAGCCUGCUGCAGACUAAGCUUGCUGGAGAGGCGCAGGCUAAGUAUGAGCGGGAGCUAAUGCUUCAUGCUGCUGAUGUGGAGGCUCUGCAGGAGCUCAAGAAGAAAAUCCAACAGGAAGCCACACAGAGGAGGGAGUUAGAGGAGCAGCUGAACAAGACCUCUGUCCUCCUGCAGGAGAAAACUGCAGCCUUGAACACAGUGGAGAGACAGCUGAAGGAGGACCUGUCUAAUCAGACUCAUCGCUGCGAGGAGCUGGAGAAGCAGAAUGUGCUGUUGCACCAACAGAUGGAUGAAAUGGCCACCAGGAGCCGUCAGCAGCAACAGCAGCAGCAGCAGCAGCUUGACUUGUCAUUCAGUGAAGAAGGGAAGACCACUGAACAGAUACUAGAAAUACUGAGGUUUGUGCGGCAGGAGAAGCAGAUCGCCAUGGCUCGAUGUGAGGUGUCUGAGGGAGAAGCUCUUCGCUACAAACAGCGGGGGGAGCACCAAGACAGAGAAAUAAAGCAGCUACAGGAAGCUCUGAACGCUGAGAGGGAGAAAAUGCAGGCUACAGCAAAGACUCUGGCCCAGCAGGGAGAACAGCUGAAGAAGAUGGACAGUAUCAGUACUCUCCAAGAAACCAACAGGAUGCUGAAAAUGGACAGAGAUAAACUGGAGCAGGAGCUGCAGCAAGCUCAGGCUAAAGUGACCAAGCUCCAGUCAGACAUCAGCCCACUGCAUCACUCUUUAUCUCAGCUGUCCGAGAGAAAUGGCUCCCUGCAGGCUGAUAAGAGGAUUCUGGAAGAUGACCUGAAACGCUGGAAGGCCAAAGCACAGCAACUGGCGAACCAACAGAAAGAUAGCGACGUGGAGGAGAGACAGAAGCUGACCACUGAGAGAGAAGCUCAGCAGAGACGCAUCACACAGCUAGCUGAAGAGACAGCCAAGCUGAAGACCGAACUGGCCAGAUCCAGUGCCAGCAGUAACUCGGCUCAGUCUCAGCUGCAAGCCCUCCGAGACUCUGUGGCCCAACUGACAUCAGAGAGAGACUCGCUGAAGAAAGACGUGGAAACAAGAAAGAACGACAUUCUGGAGAAGAACAAGACCAUCACCCAGGUCAAGAAGAUCGGACGACGCUACAAGACCCAGUAUGAGGAGCUCAAAGCCCAGCACGACAAGCUGGUUGGGGAAACAGCAGCUAAGGCAGGAAGCGAGGCAGCUCCGAGCCAGGAGGUGCAGCAAGAGCUGACUAAAGCCCAGGAGGAGCUCAACAAGGCCCGAGAGGAGCUGAAAACACUGAAGGAGGAGGUGCAGAAAAAACAGGAACAGACCCAGAAGGCCCAACAAGAGCUGGACGAGGCCCAAAAGGAAGCCCAGAAGACCAAGGAAAAGUUCCAGGAGGCCCAAAACCAGCUGACACAGAACCAGAACCAACUGACACAGGUCCAGUCCCAGUUGACUCAGACCCAGGCUCAACUGCAGCAGAAUCAGAACCAGCUGACCCAGAGUCAGAAAGAGCUGCAACAAGCCAAGACCCACAGCCAGCAGGUACAAAACCAGUUAAAGUCGGCUCAGGCUCAAGCUCAGGCUCGUCAGAACCAGAUUCAGCAGAUCCAGAGAGAGCUGCAGCAGGCGAAAGAAGCCCUCCAGCAGAACCUCACCAAUCAGAAAGAGCUACAGCAGACCCACCAAACCAGCCAACACAGCCACAACCAGGAAGUCACCAAUCUCAAGACAGCUCUGAGCCAAGCAGAGACAAAGGUGACUGAGCUCCAAGGCCAGCUGGACAACCUGCAGAAGACGGUUGGUGAGCGUGACGCAGACAUCAAGCGUCUGCAGGAGCAGCUAACUGAAGCAAACCAGGCUAGUUCCCAGUCUAUCCAGGCCAAUGAUGCUAACACUGCUAGUGACGGUAACCAGGCGCUGCAAGAGGAGCUGGCUAAAGUCAGACAAGAGCUGUUUGAGAGCAAGAGCAGAGAGGAGCAGCUGAAACAACAGAUGAGUGACAAAGAGGAAAAGACUAAGAAGGCCAUCCUGGGAGCUAAGACCAAAAUCAACCAACUUAACAAUGCCAAAGAGCAGCUCAAUGAGGAGAUAACAGAGCUGAAACAGAGUAAGGAGGAACUGGAGGUGAGAAUGAACGCCCUCAAGUCUCAGUAUGAAGGUCGACUUCUUCGCCUGGACAGAGAGCUGAGAGAACUGAGAGAGACGCAGACACACUCUGACCCCAGAGAGGAGCCACAGGACCAGACUGGAUCUAAGGUGGUUGAUCAGCCCAGAUCUGCAGACCAGAGGCAGAUAUCUUUGAAGAGUCCAGCCCAGGACAGGGGAAGCUCCAGCCUGUCUGAGCCUCCUACUGCUAACAUCCGCCCCACCCCAAGUACUCAGUCUCCUAGCAGCAAGCCAAGUCCCUCUCCUGGUAGCAAGGCCACACCCCGUGCCAGCAUCCGGCCUAUGGUUACCCCAGCAACUGUCCCCAUCCCAACACCUACUGCCACUGUCAUGCCAACCACACAGACUGACAGCCAAGAGGUGCUAAUGAGUGCAGGAGCCUCUGUACACUCUACCAGCUCCAGUCUGGUGAGCGCACCCACCUCCAUAACUCAGCCAACCAGCACACAGGCAACAGCUUUUGUCCAGCCCACCCAGCAACAGGCAGCCAAUCAGGAGGCAGGGUCCAUUACGGAGGCAGAGCGACCAUCCACGUCCUCCACCCUGAUUGGCACAGCAGGUUCAAAGCGAGGCAGAGAGGAUGAGGAAGAGGAGGAGGAAGAAGAGAACAGACCCGAGAGUUCCCACACACCACCGAGCACCAAAAAACUACGGCUAAAACCAACCAUAGCUCUGCAGAUGGAAGGUGAUGAGGAGAUAGAAGGAGAGCUGAGGGACGAGGGGGAACGGCAGGAUUCACCAGAUGACAGUCAGGAGCUUCCAGAGGAGGGUUUCCCUGUUUUACCUGAAGAGGAUGAGGACAUGGAGGAGGAAGGCGUGUCCCAGUCUGUCCCCUCUUACCAGAUGUCCUCUCAGGGCUCUGCUUUGAUCCGGGAUGUUAUUGUGAUUGACACGGACAGCGAGAGCCGGGAGAGCAAAGAGGGGGAGGAGAAGCGGGAGGAUGAAGACGGAGAGGAGGAGGAGGAGGAGGAGGAGGAGGAGGAGGAGGAGGCAGAGGAGUAUAAGGAGGAAGAGGAGGAUGAUGAAGAUGAGGAUGAUGCCGGUGACAGCGGAAUGAGGGGAGGAGAGGAUAGUAAUGACAGGAGCGGGGAGGCUGAAGGUGAGGGAGAGGAGGAGGAGGAGGAGGAUCCAUCAGAAGCCACCAACGCUGAGGAGAACGUGUGCGGAGCGUCUUCGGACUCCCAGCGUUCGUCUGAGCCUCCACACAGCAGUGAAGGCAGCAGCGGUCCCACAUCCGAGUCUGACCCCACCAGAGACCCAGUGCACCUCCCCCCAGCCUCCUCCUCCACACACUCCCCUUCCUCCUCCCUUACACCCCGCUUGCCCCACCCCCGCAGGCCCACACACUCCCUCCCACCAAGGCUCUAUAUCCAACCUCCAGCUCCAGAGCUGGGACCCCCACACACACAGAGACAGUCGUCUCAACUGCGCAGACCAUCAGUAGGACGUGGGCUUCAACUAACCCCUGGAAUCGGAAGUACGCAACAUUUCUUUGAUGAUGAUGACAGAAUGGUUCCCAGUACUCCCACUUUGGUGGUCCCACACCGCACUGAUGGCUUCGCUGAGGCUAUACAUUCUCCUCAGGUAGCAGGUCUGUCCACCAGGUUUAGGUUUGGACCUCCAGAAGACCUGCUGCCUCAGACAUCAGCCUCUCACUCUGACCUGGGACAGCUGGCCUCUCAAGGAGGUUUGGGGAUGUAUGAGUCUCCUCUAUUCCUGGCUGCUCACGAUGAAGACGGCGGAGGACGGAGUGUCCCCACCACACCUUUACAAGUGGCCGCACCAGUGACGGUCUUCACCGAGUCUCUGCCCUCAGACAGCGGUGACAACAUGGCCUCCCAGUCUGUUCCUAUGGUAACCGCCUCCACCGGGAUGGCUGCUGCAGCCGACGAUGGAGACGAGGUGUUCGUGGAGCAGGAAGGAGAAGGGCCUGGUAUUGAGUCUUCUUUGGAGAGCCAGGCGGACAUGGAGCCAACAGGACAGCAGAGUGAUGACGCAUCACUGCCAUCUACCAGCCAAGACCCUGACACCAGCAGCGUUACUCAGCGGCGCACAGGGAACAGCCAGCCUCUGAUCAGCACCCUGUCAGGCCGAGGAGCCAGAGGAGGGAGGGGGGAGGCCAGGAUGUUAAUCAGCCGCAGAGGAACUUUCUCUCGGGGAGGCAGAGGGGGGUCCAUGGGCAGAGGGGGCAUCGCCUAAUGAAGAUGUCACCAGCAGCACCUAAGUCAUUUCAUCCAGUGAGGAAGUGAAGACGCUCAACUCCCAGAUUGGUUUUUUUUUUUGUUGAAUUUUCAGUCCAAUCAGAAUCAAUAAUCACACAAGUACGACAGAGAUGUGACAGCUUUGUAUGUGUGCGAUCCUUUCUCUGGUGUGUAAGGUCUGAUUGUUAGUGAAGUCCACUGAGUUUUUAAGUUGUUGUUUUGUAAUUUUUGUGUAACUCAUGUCUUCGUGAGAGCAGCCCUGGUUCUGUAAUGUUAGUUUCUUCAUUUGUUCUGUCAGUGCUGUUAAUACAUUUGUUUUAAUAAUAAAGUUGAAUAAUGGGGAA
Toxotes jaculatrix (banded archerfish) is the source of this 8012-nucleotide messenger RNA. RefSeq names its product nucleoprotein TPR-like. Gene Ontology annotation, molecular function: structural constituent of nuclear pore. Gene Ontology annotation, biological process: mRNA export from nucleus; protein import into nucleus. The coding region runs from base 83 to 7666 and encodes 2527 amino acids. The record is from RefSeq and is a predicted model, not a curated record. Gene Ontology annotation, cellular component: nuclear pore. The transcript has 55 exons. Lineage: Eukaryota; Metazoa; Chordata; Actinopteri; Toxotidae.